Molecule: messenger RNA, 6543 nt
Organism: Erpetoichthys calabaricus (reedfish)
Lineage: Eukaryota; Metazoa; Chordata; Cladistia; Polypteriformes; Polypteridae
Product: 5-hydroxytryptamine receptor 1F-like
Exons: 2
Coding region: 219-1349 (376 amino acids)
Biological process (GO): G protein-coupled receptor signaling pathway, coupled to cyclic nucleotide second messenger; chemical synaptic transmission
Cellular component (GO): plasma membrane; dendrite
Molecular function (GO): G protein-coupled serotonin receptor activity; neurotransmitter receptor activity
Source: RefSeq, a predicted model, not a curated record
AGCUUGGACUGUCUCUCUCAGAGAGGCGCUGCAUCCCAGGUUGCGGAGGCUCAGUAUGCAGUGCCGAGUUGGGGAAUUUAUUGCAUGUACUGCAUUCGGACAUAUGCUGCAGAUAAUGGAGCAAGAGGAGAAGACAGCGAGAAUAUAUAACUGCCGAAGGGAAACUGUCCCGCUCAGAAAAAUUUGACCUGCUGCAUGUCUUUGAGGAGGCAGAUUUCAUGAAUGCAGAUUCUCAUCAAAGCAUGGAUUUUUACAACUGUACUAAUGGCAACUGCUCAUCAGAAGAACUUGCCAAAGGGCCAACCAGUAAAAUUUUGAUUUCUUUGACUCUUUCAGUGCUAGCAGUUCUGACAACUGCUAUCAACUCUCUUGUAAUCGCUGCCAUCAUUGUUACAAGAAAACUUCACCACCCAGCCAACUAUUUGAUAUGCUCCUUGGCUGUGACAGACUUCCUUGUGGCUAUCCUGGUGAUGCCAUUCAGCAUUGUGUAUAUUGUGAAAGAGUCUUGGAUAAUGGGCCAAGUUGCAUGCAACAUCUGGCUGAGCGUUGACAUAACUUGUUGCACCUGCUCUAUUCUGCAUCUAUCUGCUAUAGCCUUGGACCGGUACAGGGCAAUUACUGAUGCUGUGGAAUAUUCUAGGAAAAGGACUCCAAAGCGUGCAGCGAUAAUGAUCUCCAUUGUCUGGAUCAUAUCUAUUUUUAUCUCUAUGCCUCCACUCUUUUGGAGGCAUCAGUCAAACAACAGAGAUGAUGAAUGUCUUAUUAAGCACAAUCACAUUGUAUUCACCAUUUACUCAACCUUUGGGGCCUUUUAUAUCCCCUUGACCUUAAUUCUUAUUCUUUAUUACAAAAUAUACAAGGCAGCCAAAACCCUCUACCACAAGCGUAAUGCCAGUCGGAUUGCCAAGGAGGAGGCAAAUGGAAAUGGUCCACCUGAGGCUGCAGACCGAGGUUCCAAAAAUCCCUCCAACCUGUGUAUCCCAGAAAAGUCCUUUUCUGAACCUUCCACAGAAGGUGAGAAGAUUCAUAUCACAAUCAGGAGUCCUAAAAUGGAAUCAAGGAGGGAAAAGUCAUGGAGAAGGCAAAAGAUUUCUGGUACAAGAGAGAAGAAAGCGGCCACCACUUUGGGUUUGAUCCUGGGGGCAUUUGUCAUAUGCUGGCUGCCCUUCUUUUUGAAGGAAGUUAUUGUGAACAUCUGUGCAUCGUGCUACAUCUCAGCGGAGAUGUCAGAUUUUUUGACUUGGCUGGGCUACCUCAAUUCACUUAUCAACCCUCUUAUUUAUACAAUCUUUAAUGAGGAUUUUAAGAAAGCUUUUCAGAGACUUGUCAAGUGUGGCCAGUACCUUUAGAACUUUGAAAACAAAGAAAUCAUAGAUAAAAUAGAAAAAGGAUUUACUGAACCAAAAUAAGCUAGAAAAUGGGGAUCUAUCAAUCCAUAAACAAGAAUUAAAGAGUUAAGAGGAAUUGAUAGUGCAGAAGAGGAGGGCAGCAUAACCCAGAACAACUGAUAACAAAACAAAAACAUCUCUCUUUCAGUUGGAAUGGUUCACCACUUUGCUAUUUUACUUUGUUUUGUCCAAAAGGAUCAAUGUAAUUUUCUUCUAAAAUUCCGUGGACCAUAAUAACAGCCGUGACUCUUACAACUAUCUUUUUAGAUUGUUUUGUAUGGUCCCCUUCAUGAUUAUCUUCAUUGUUUUAACAUGUGAUACAAUGAGCUGCUAUAGUAGAAUGUUGUAUAGUUUGAAAUGAUACCAGUUUCCUUAGUUACCCAACUCUUAGGGUCUAUCAAGAAACAAGAUGAGAAGAACAAGAAAGGAAGAUGUAUGUAUUGUGUGGGACCACUUUGUAUUGUUCUCAAUGAGAAACACCUCAGAUCUGGUUUCAUUUUUGAGGAACCUGUGUAUCAAUCUCCAAAUAAUUCAAUGAUUUAUUUCCAUCUCUCCAUCCACCUAGAUUUACACUCAUCACCCACACCCAAGUCUACCUUUUGUUGUGCCACAGCAUGCAAGAUGUAUCCCUUAUGUAGGGAGUCAUACCCAGCCAUGACUACCACCUGUCAGUCCAUUUUAUUGGCUUGAGCUUCGAGCCCACCGAGAGAGGGGCAUGACUGUACAUCAUCCAAGGCAGCAAACCAGUACUCUUUUUGUGACUUUAUUGCGACUCCGUAGGUGAGUUAGCCACAUAGGUGAGAUGUAUGAAAGAUUUGCCAUUUUUUUAUACUUUCUAAUUAAACAACAGACUCUAUCCCCAAUGAUGGCUUUCCCCAGAAUUUAAUAACCUAUGAUAUGAAAUGGCAUUUGUGCAGUUCUUUAAAAGUAUUAUAUUUAUGGGAAUAUUUUCCAUUUUAUUUUUCAUAAAUUUAUUUUUGUUAUGAGCAGACAACUAAAUUGCUUAUUGAUAAGGAUAUGUCAGAAUGGUUGUGCAUGGCAGAAUGAUUCUGCCAAUGAAAGCAACCCCUUCCAUGCAGAGUAUUCUGUCUUCCAUCAGCACUUCUUGGGUAGUUCACAAAGGAAGAUGUCAUGGGGAAUCACUAUUUUCAUUAAUCAGCAUAAUGCCCAGCUUCUGCUUUUCCUUGUAUAUUUUUCUUAGGAUGCUUUUCAUCCACUGUCCAUCACAUGCUCGAUGUGUAUUGUUACAUUCUCUUAUCAAGAUGCUGAGGAAGCCUCAUUUCUGAGGCAGAUGCUGAGGUAGCUUCAUGAAAACUUCACAUAGAGAUAAAUCAGUUAAUGUCAUUAUUAGCACAUUAGAACACUCUAGAUGAGAACAGGCCAUUCACCCCAAAAAAGCUUGCCAGUCCUAUCCACUUAUUUCUUCCAAAAAAACAUCAAGUUGAGUUUUGAAAAGUCCCUAAUGUCUUACUGUCUACCGCAUUACUUGGUAGCUUAUUCCAAGUGUCUAUCAUUCUUUGUGUAAAGAAAAACUUCCUAAUGUUUGUGCAAAAUUUACCCUUAACAAGUUUCCAACUGUGUCCCUGUGUUCUUGAUGAACUAAUUUUAAAAUAACAGUCUUGAUCCACUGUACUGAUUCCCUUCAUGAUUUUAAACACUUCAAUCAUGUCACCUCUUAAUCUUCUUUUGCUUAAAAUGUAUAGGCUCAGCUCAUUUAAUCUUUCCUCGUAAUUCAGCCCCUGUAGCCCUGGAAUCAGCCUACUCGCUCUUCUCUGGAUCUUUUCUAGAGCUGCUAUGUCCUUUUUGUAGCCUGGAGACCAAAACUGCACACAAUACUCCAGAUGAGGCCUCACCAGUGCAUUAUAAAGGUUGAGCAUAACCUCCUUGGAGUUGUACUCCACACACUGUGCUAUAUAACCUAACAUUCUGUUAGCCUUCUUAAUGGCUUCUGAACACUGUCGGGAAGUCAAUAGCUUAGAGUCCACUAUGACUCCUAAAUCCUUCUCAUAAAGUGUACUCUCCAUUUUCCGACCACCCAUUGUGUAUUCAAACCUAACAUUUUUACUUCCUAUGUGUAAUACUUUACAUUUACUGACAUUAAAUUUCAUCUGCCACAAAUCUGCCCAAGCCUGUAUGCUAUCCAAGUCCUUCUGUAAUGAUAUAAUGGAUUCCAAAUUAUCUGCUAAUGCACUUGUGUCUUUUGUGCUUCAUGGAUUUCCCUUAAAGAUGUAAUUUGAUAAUGUCACAGUAAGUUCAAGCUCCCUCAUUUCAUGUUUCAAAAUAAUUGUCAUGUCCAUCCAUUCAUUCUUUUUCUAAGUCUCCUGGUUUGAAUUUGCAAACCAAGCAUGGUCUGUUUGCACCUUCACUAUAUGUCUGCCUGGAUUUUCCCAUUAUGUCCCAAAAAUAUGCAGGUUAGAUGAAUUGUCAAUUGAAACCUACCUUAUAUGAGUGAGUAGGUGUAAGGAAGCCAUGCAAUGGUUUGGCACCAUCUCCACAGUUGGUUCCUACCUCUCAUCCACUAAUACUUUGAUAGGCACCAGCUCCCUACAUCAUCUUCAUGAGCCCCUCAAAACAUUCAGCAGAUGACCAGAUAGUCAUCUCUGUAUCCUCCAAAACUUUUCUAUGUACACUUCAUGCGGAAAGGCUUUAAUUGUCACCAAAGUAUCAUGUUAUGUCCUCUCAACCAUUGUCCCUGAUGUUUCCUCACUUUACUUAAAGUAUCCAAAGUAUAUUUCCUCAAAGGUUAACUGUUCAUUGGGAAAUUAAAUCUAUAUAAUUAAGAUUUGAUUUGCAGGAUCAGAUAGCACUGCUGCCUUUCCACUCCUGGGAUCAUAUCAUGGCCUGGGCACUGUUUUUGUGGAAUCUGGGUUGUUUCUGGGUGGUCUGCUUUCUUCCCACAUUCCAGAGAUGUACAGUAUACGAUACACUCACCAAAGGCUCAUUAUGAGUGAAUGUGGAUGCAUUCAGUGAGUGUGUCCUUCAUGUUUUAUCCAGUGUUGUUUUGAUACUGAUGCUGCUGGUUAGACUUUAGGCUCCUCAUAACAGCAUUAAAAAAAUCAAGUUCAGAAAAUUCAUGGCUAGAUGAACUGUUGAGAAUGGUAAAGAAUAUUUCCCUUGCGAUCAAAAAUGAAUGUUUCUUUGGUUAUUCAGUUCCACUUUUAAAGAACUGGAACUGGUCAAAAAUAUAGAGUAUUAUUUGGAUAGAUAUGGUAGUGGUUAAGGAGGUGGAUGGGGAGUAUUUUGGCCAUGAAGGUAUCCCAACUGUAUCUGUGUCACUUGAUUUCAAACUAGCUUGGACUAACAUUCAUUACUCAGAUUUCAGAGGCAAUAACUUUUCUAUUUGUUCACUUUCACAAUUAUCACUGUGACAUUUUAAAAAGUAAUCAAAUUCUAGUUUCUCAGACAUGUGACAAAUUCAUAUCAAACAGUUUCAUUGGCUUGCCUAAGUAGUCACUUUUGUUCUUAUUUCCUACAUCACAGGAUGUUUAUAAUGAGGAUAUACAAAAACAAUAUCAUGGCCAAUCAUUUCACAAGACCCCAGUACACCAUGUCAAUGAAUCCCACACAUAAUUCCUGUGGCACAACGCUUUUCUCUCCUCAAUCUGAAACUCCUGAAGUACUGUAUGGGACAAUUGGGUGUCCUUCAGUUAAGUUAUGAAUAAAAUCAUCACUGUCAAACAAUCAGUUACAAGGAAAUGUCAGAGCAGUGCACCAACUGAACAGUCCGGUGUAAAGAUGACCCUGCUGGAGCGUUCUUCACAUGUUAACAGGAUUUUACCUUUGAGUUUGUGAUUCUCUGUGCAAAGUGAUACAGCUGAGUGGGCCUUCAAUGUCUGUAAGACUGUAAUAAAAAUCAUUCUGCCAUUGGCACCUUUCUUUUAUUGAGUAUUUUCUUACAAAGUAAUAAGAAUGGAGGAGUAAGGUAUGUUGUUUUAGACUCAUUGAUACCAUCAUCUGUGGAGAUUAAUGUGCAUACAUAACUUGUUUGGAAACUUCUAGUACAACAGCCAGUCACAGACAGCAAUUAGACUAGUGGUGUAUUCUCUAAAAUAGUAAGGGCAUUUUCCUCUGUUGUGUAUGUCCAGUGGUGGACUGUCUAGAUUGUGUUCCUGCCAUGUUGCUGCUAUGAAAUGUUCUGCUAGCCCAAGCCUGUUUAAGUAAAAAUGAAAAUGGAUGAAUGGAUGAUCAAAGGUGCCCCUUAUAAAAACAGAAUCAAGAAAAUAAAAAUAAAAAGCAUAAUAAAGAUGACCCUGCUUUGUUUCUCAUGUGAUGCUUUUGGUUCUAGACCCAUGAGCGUGGCAUAUUCAUGUUUCUAUUUCACAUAUUGUACAUUCUGGAAGUCGUACCCUAAUUUUCUCAAAAAGUAGUUUUUACACAGUGGCUAUCAGAUGUCCUCACAACCUUAUGCUUGGAACAUAAUGUGUUAGAGCUGUGAACCAUAUUGAUCAGGGUCCUCAUCCGAUCAUUGUCACUGUUCUUAGCCUUUACUGGAAAAACUUUGGUGUAAGAAGGUGAACAAUCAUCUUCAAGGUAAUAUUCAGCCAUUGAUUGUGGACAGAAGAAGCCCAAGACUACGGGAACCAUCCUCUUUAUGGUUGUUUUGUAACUAAUGUAGCAUUAUUUAGAUAUGUGAUUCACUUCAUUCUCUACUAGCUAGUCACUAGUGGAAGUCUCAUUAGUACUGUAAAUCUUAAUGUAUAUGGUAAAGCCACAAUUCUAACAGAACUAAUAGGGAAAAAUGUCCUGUGUUAAUUAGACAUAUAAAAGUGCCAAAUAAUGUAACUGCUAUUUGUAUUUUUUUAAAUCUUCUGCAUAUUGCACAUAUCAAAAAGCAGUAGACAAUUUUAAUUCACUUAAAACCAUUAUUUUUAAAUAAAUGCCUAGUCCUGAUAUCAUUUAUACAGGAAAAUAUCCUGAAAAAUACAUUUAUUGAGAGAAGUUUACAGUUUUGGAAUGAUUAUUUUGUAAAAGUCAAACGAGAACAGAAUUGCCAUAAAAGGCCUUUUAGAGGAGGUUGGCAUGGUGGUAGUGCUACUGCCCUGCAACUAGGAGAUGGAAGUUCAUGUCCCAGGUGCUCCCUGCAUUGAUUUUGCAUCUUCUCCCCAUGCUCACAAGGGUUUACUUUUACAGUCCAAAGACAUGCUAGGUAAGUGAA